UUGGUGAUUUGAUUUGUGUGGUAUCAAGAGCAAGCGCGCGGCGCCGACUCGUGCCGGCUGCGCUUGCGCUGCCUUCAGCGAUCAGUCUAUAUUGUAUCACCUCGCAGCCGCCUGCACGCUCACUAUGAACAUUUCCCGAAAAUAAACAUCGCGUAUUUAAUAUUUAAAUUCAUUAUAAUACCUCUAUUAUUCAAAGGGGUGUUUUUAUACCAACGCGUUGUGACAAUAUAAGUAAUAGUGAUACAUGGGUGAAUUAAACAGGCAAAAUACAAUUUCAGACAUCAUGAGGAAAUGUUUUAAAAUGGGCCUUUUUAAAAUAAUCCCAAGUCAAACAAACAAGGAAAAGUCGCGGACAGUCGACCUCACCGAUGAUGAAGGCCCCGAUGUGGUUUCCACGAUAAUCGGCAAAUAUGGCCGAUGGCAGUUGCUAAUGACGUUCCUGCUAUCGCUGUUCUCAUUGCCGUGCACAUUUCACAUCUACCUGCCUACCUUCACCGCAAAAGAAACAAAAUUCUGGUGUAAAAGGCCUGACAACUUUUCAAGCUUGCCUCUAACUGAUUGGAUUAACUACAGCCAGCCUGAAGGCGCCUGCAGUGUGCGCAUGUUAUCUGCCGCAAUUACUAUUGAGAGUAUAAUGAACCAUACUGCAUCACUCGUCACGCCACUUCAAAAAUGCUUAGAAUGGGAAUACGACAGAUCAGAAGUGGGCAACACUAUUAUAUCAGAAUGGAACUUGGUGUGCGACAAAGCUGGUCUCACGAGUCUCGCUGAAGUGGUGUUCUUGGUAGGCGUAGGAGUGGGUGGCGUUAUCGGCGGAUGGAUUUCGGACAAAUUUGGACGUAAACGUAUACUGAUGGGAAUGAUAGUAGCUCAAAGUGCACUUGCAAUCCUUUCUUUACUGGUGCGAUCUUACGUACAAUAUGUGGUGGUCAGACUUAUUAUGGGCUUCGUCUCGGUGUCAGUGGUGUACGCAGCAUUUGUGCUCUCAGUGGAACUGGUGGGCGGCAAAUGGGUGACCAUCGCGGGCGUCUGCAACUUCUUCCCACUACCGCUGGCCUACCUAAUCGUAUCCCUGCUGUCUCUAGUCAUGCCUAAUUGGCGAGACUUACAACUGGCUCUGUCGGUGCCCGGGUGUUUUCUGCUUGGUUUGUGGUUUAUUUUACCGGAGUCGCCGCGAUGGCUAUUAAGCAUGGGAAAAACACAAGAAGCGAAAAUUAUCUUAGAAAAGGCAGCCAAAUUUAACAAACGUGACAUGCCGGCUGAUAUCGAUAAAUUGUUGAUGCUUCACAAAUCCGAAAAUCAAGACGAGGGCCCGAGUGUCGCCAUGCUACUAAAGGGAGCUCUGCGAAUGCGGACUAUCUGUUUGUUCCUGGCUUGGUUCUCGAUGACGAUUGCCUAUUACGGCUUGUUACUAAAUAUUGGAAAUUUCAACCUGGGAAACUUACACGUGACCUCGAUCAUACUUGCAAUUGUUGAAAUUCCCGCAAUUGCCAUAAGCAUACCCAUACUUCUGAAAGCUGGAAGACGAUUCCCAAUAUUCAUCAGUAUGCUAAUGUGUGGACUCGCUUGUAUUGCAAGUGAAUUGUUUUCAAUAGCUUUUGAAGACGAAUGGAUCAUGAUAGCUUGCCUUAUGGUUGGCAAGUUUGCCAUUGGAUCCACGAACAUGAUGUUACCAAUUUUCACUGUAGAACUGUAUCCUACGAUGGUGAGAAACUUGGGAGUUGGUGCAAGUCAAAUAUCGGCGGGACUUGCAUUGAUCUGCAUACCAUAUCUAUGGAGAUUGACAAUGUUCAACGAGCAUCUCCCUAUGGUGACCAUUGCAGCGUUGGCGGCUAUGGGUGGCGGCAUCGUACUGAUCCUACCAGAAACCGCCAGACCUGACGAACCCGAUCCAGUUGUGGAUAGCAAAUUGCCGUCAUUCGAGAACAACUCGCCAUGCAACGGCACGUUUACUGUCACCGACGAUAGAGGACACUAGCAGCCAAACACCAUCAAUGAUUAGGUUCAGAAGUAGAUAUGGCUUAUGAGCUGUACGUUGCACUAUGAUACUGUAAACGGAAAACAUACAUUUGGACAAAUAUAGAGAAUAUUGAUACCUUUUUUCUUGACUUAUGUGAAUCUGUAACAAACAGCCAACACAAAUUUUAGCAACAUCGUAUAAAAAACAAUGUGAAAAAAUAAUCCAAUCCAAUCCAUCGUUGCAAAAUUUACUGUGUCUCAAUGAAUUUUAACUAAAUACUGGAGUGUUUUCUGGCGUAUAUAAAAUAACAUAGUAGGUUUAAACAUAUUGACUAUUUUUUCCGUUUACUGUAUUAUUAACCCCGUAAACUUGGGUCAAUCAGUGAAUAGUGAGAUUUUCCGAAUUUAGAAUAAAUAGACACAAUUAUUAUAAUUACGUUAGUAUCAUAAUGAAACAGAGAAACAAUGUGACACAGUCAGGUAUUUUAUGUGUAAAUAAAAGAACAUCGUAGUACAAGUGUAAAAUACUGUUUCUUUAAUUUUUUGACGUUACGUUAGGUAAUUAUUACUUUUAAAAAUAGAGCUAUGAUCAACACAAUAAUAUAAUAAAUAGUAUUGUUAUUUUAAGGCUCUUAUGAUUGCACCAUUAUGUUGACUUCUGAGUAAAACGUUUGAUUGUUCUGUAGAACAAUUGUAACUCUACAUUUUGUGUAAAUGCGAAACGUAUUUGAAAUUAAUUGUCAUUUCAAAUGUGAUGUAUCUUACAUUUAAAUAUUAUUGUUUCAUCGUCUGUAAAUACCCAUAAAAUACUUUUUCUAUAAUAAUGGUAAUAUCAUUUCUAACUUCGUAAUUUUCCUCUUUGACAUUACUUUAUACAUAUUAAAAUAAAUAAUGUAAUAUGGAAAUAUUAUAAUAAAAUUUAUAUUUCUCACGUAGAUAAAUUUAGGCACUUGCUUGAACUUUCUUCAUUAAGAAAUUAUAUUAUGUAUUAACUUUAAAUUAUUCUAUACUAUACAUAUCUCAUGAAUUUACUAUAUGUCAUGAAUAAUGACCAUAAUAAUUUUGGUCUUGAUUGUCUAUGUUAUAGUAAUCUUCGAAAAGAAUUAUCUGUUUUUU
Molecule: messenger RNA, 3075 nt
Organism: Manduca sexta (tobacco hornworm)
Lineage: Eukaryota; Metazoa; Arthropoda; Insecta; Lepidoptera; Sphingidae
Product: organic cation transporter protein
Exons: 7
Coding region: 245-1978 (577 amino acids)
Biological process (GO): transmembrane transport
Cellular component (GO): membrane
Molecular function (GO): transmembrane transporter activity
Source: RefSeq, a predicted model, not a curated record